AUGGCUGCCAACAUGAGUUCUUUGAUUGACGAUGUUCUUGAGACAGACAUCUUUGAAGAAUUGAAUCUCUCCGAAGUAGCAGUGCUGGGCGUCGGCGCCUAUGGAAAAGUCGUUCUGGCCGUCUCGAAAGACGACCCGAACGAAAAGCUGGCACUCAAAAUGUUUUCUUUAAGUGAAGAUGCAGCGGAUGAAGACGCCAGAAAGGUGGAUGAGGAAACAAAGAGAAUGUUCUGUAAGGAGGUCCAGGUCAUGAAAGGUCUCCACCACUGCAGCAUCAUGCCUCUUCUCUAUUCGGUACAAGCACCAGAUUGUUUGGCACUGGUGAUGCCAGCGUGCGAGCGUGGUGCAGUUGCAGAUGCCAUUACAACUCUACUCCCAAGUCAGCAGCUUAAAUAUAUAAGACAGCUGUGUCAGGCCAUACACUACCUCCAUGAGAAAAACACGGUCCAUCUUGAUAUCAAAGCAAACAACAUCCUGAUUGACGAUGACGACAACAUUCUUCUCUCAGACUUUGGCUUCUCUCGAGUUCUUCCAAACAAGCACGUAGAAAUCUUUGUAGAGCUCGGAACCGAGUAUUACAGAGCCCCAGAAACAUACUCUGAUGAAAGAGUCAAUCCUUUCAAGGUGGACAUGUACGCCUUUGGAAUGACCUGUUGGACUAUAGUGAUGAAAACAAGACCUUCAAAAGUGGACUUUCUGGACAUCAUCAGAAACAGCUUGGGUGUGCCUUACAUAUACAGAAGGAUGGUGACUUUCCUCCUGCAAGCUGACCCCGACAACAGGCCUUCCGCUGCUCAGGUCCUUGAAAUAGUUUCUAAACUAUAA
Molecule: messenger RNA, 825 nt
Organism: Biomphalaria glabrata
Lineage: Eukaryota; Metazoa; Mollusca; Gastropoda; Planorbidae
Product: probable serine/threonine-protein kinase MARK-A
Exons: 4
Coding region: 1-825 (274 amino acids)
Biological process (GO): protein phosphorylation
Molecular function (GO): protein kinase activity; ATP binding
Source: RefSeq, a predicted model, not a curated record